AUGGUCGCUGAUUCGUCCGACAACAACCCGAAGGGCAACGGCGGUGCGGAAAAGAAGGAGGAGCGCACCGCGGGCCAAUUCUUUCAUAUGGGAGACAAGGGGGAGCAAGGAGACGCAUCUGCUAAGGCUGGAGCAGAGCUGCACCCCCUGGACUAUUGGGUGGCUGGUGCGCGACAAGCUGCGUUUAAGGGAGCGGAUGGCAAGCCGGUGGUGCUGCACGACGUUCUCCUCGUCCCCGACCUGAAGGCCAACCUUAUCUCCCUCCGUAAGCUUGGCCAGGCUGGGGAGAACAACAACACAGAUGGGGCUCGCACUUAUAUGGGGAAGCUGGGCAAUCGGGUGCUUUGGGAUCUGCACGAGAGCAAGGACGUGUACAGGUCUAUGUGGCAGCUGCCGGCGCUGGCGUGGCACGGUGGGGGGCAGGCUGGAAGGGGGUCUGCAUCCCAGGGGGAGUGCAACGCCGUUGGAGGGGUUGGUGUGAAAGUGUCGGCCAGAUCUGGGGAGACAGAUUGGGCAACUGCACACCGACGUUUGGGGCAUGUGGCAAUGCCUUUGCUGAAGCAGCUGGAGACGGAUGGAGCCGUUAAAGGCUUGAAGCUGAACGGACAACCACCCGAUGAUAACUGUGAAAUUUGCCUCCUUUCAAAGUUCACCCGUUUCCCCUUCCAUAGUGUGGCUGGCAGGAGCAAAAAGCCGUUGGAGCUGGUCCACAUGGACUUGGUGGGGCCGCUGCCAGUGCAAGGGCACAAGGGGGAGCGGUACUUCCUAACCAUAGUGGAUGACUGGAGCAGGCUAAUGUGGGCGUAUCCGCUGAAGCAGAAAGAUCACGCUGCCUCCACGAUUCGGGACGAUUGGCUGCCGUUCGUGGAGAAGCAAGCGGAGUGUGUGGUGAAGCGAAUUAGGACAGAUCGGGGUGGUGAGUUCCUUGGAGCUGAGAUGACGGCCUGGCUCAAGAAGCAGGGCAUCCAGAGGGAGCUGACCACGUCUUACACCCCACAGUCCAACGGUGUAGCAGAACGGGCGAACCGGACAAUUUUGGAGACAGCUAGGGCGCUGCUCAUAGAGUCUGGGCUGGGCAACUUGAUGUGGCCCCAUGCUGUUCGGCACGCUACCGUCGCUAGGAACAGGGUACUCACAAAGGUUGGGGAUAACUCGUGGGUUCCGUUGGAGAGGUGGCUUGGGAGGAAGCCGCUGGUGGACAUGCUGAGGGUGUUCGGUUGCAUGGCAGUCGCCCACGUCCCCAAGACCUACCGCAGUAAGUUGGGGGCGAGUGCAAUCUGGUAUGUGCAUUUGGGGCUGGCUGCUGAGAGCAAGGGAUGGCUGCUGUGGGAACCAUCCAAGGGUGUGUUGUUUGACAGCAGGGAUGUGAAGUUUGUUGAGGGCAUGAUUGUGUGGGAGGAGGGAGAGGAGGCAGCUGCAGAGGGUGGUGAUGGAAAGAAGGUACACGAGGCACCUGCUGGUGGAGAAAAUGAUGUGGAGAUUGGCACUAGUGGAGCUGCUGGAUCUCAGGGGAGAGAGCAGCAGCAAGGGAAAACUAAGAAGCCGAAGGGUGUCCUUAUGAAGGGAUGGGAGACACCCGUCUCCAGGCCAGGACGUACCCGUAUGGCUACUAAAAAGCUGACUGCAGGAGCUGAUGUAGCUGAGCAGCAGCUUGGGACCGAGGAGGCAUUGCUGAUUCUACCGCAUGGCAAUGACCCGGAUGAGGAGGAUGAGCCUGCGGACUGUUUUCUUGCCCCUGCACCAGAGGAACCAGCUAGCAUGGAGGAGGCAUUAGCUGGACCAGAUAGGGACAAAUGGCUAGCUUCUAGGGAUGCUGAGUACCAGAGCCUGCUGGAGAAUGGGACUUGGGAAAUAGUGGUGCUGCCUGAGGGAAAGAAAGCGGUACAAUGCAAGUGGGUGCUAAGGAUCAAGACUGACGACAAGGGGCAGGUCACCAUCUACAAGAAUAGGCUGGUGGCUAAGGGGUUUAUGCAGAAGGAGAAGCGGGACUUCAAUGAGAUGUUUGCUCCCACUGCCAAACCCCCUACCCUCCGUGUCUUGGUGUGCAAGCUGAAAAAGUCCAUCUACGGCUUGAAGCAGGCGCCACGCUGCUGGUACCACAAGUUGGCAGCUGUUUUAGAGGAGAUGGGAUUCAGGACCAGCAGCUGUGAUGAGAGCCUCUUUCUCAAGGGGGAGGGGAAGAAGCUGGUGCUGUUUCUGGUCUAUGUGGACGACAUUCUUCUCUUUAGCAGCAGCAUGAAGGAGAUCCAGAAGGUGCAGCAGCAGCUGAUGGAGAACUUCAAGUGCAAGAACCUUGGGGAGGUAAAAUAUUACCUCGGGAUGCACGUAGAGAGGGAUCUGGAUCACAGGUGGUUGAAGCUGCACCAGGAGAAGUUCAUCAAGGAGCUUGGGGAGAAGUACGGAAUUGAGAACGAGCGCAAGGUUGCAACUCCCCUGCCAGCAGAAUUCAAGCUUGUGAAAGCUGCAGAGGAUGAAGGGGUUGAAGCCGAGGAGCAGCAGCAAUUUCAGUCCUUGGUGGGCAGCCUCUUGUAUGCAGCUGUUCACACGAGGCCCGACAUCUCUUUCUCGGUUGGGCAGCUGGCUAGGGUGGUGCAGAAUCCAUCAGAGGAGCAGGUGGAUGCAGCUGAGCGUGUGGUGAAGUAUCUGAACUCUCACCCAAGCAUUGGAGUUCAAUACUCCGCAUCUGCACAGGUGAAGGAGAAAGGGGUUGAGGUGCUGAAAGAGAAAGGGGAGAGGCUUGGAGAAGGCAAGCUCUUUCUCACUUGCUUUACCAAUGCUACGUGGGCCUCUGAGAAGGAGGAUUCCUCAUCUGUGGGAGGAUUCAUCUGCGUAGUUGGGGGAGGACCAGUUAGUUGGAGGUCAAAGAAGCAGACGGAGACAGCACUCUCUUCCGUGGAAUCAGAGUACAUGGCGAUGUUCCAUGGGAUGAAGGAGGUGAUUUGGCUGAGGAGGCUGUUGGAGGAGAUUGGCCAGGAGCAAAAGGUUGCUACGCCGCUGUUUUGUGAUAGCAAGGGAGCUCUUGGGAUGGCCAGGAACGCUGUGCUUCAUGGGCUGAAUAAGCACACGCGUAUCAAGUGGCACUGGCUGCGUAAGGAGGUGAAGAGGGGGACGGUGAAUCCGAUCUACAUCAAGACUCACCAGCAGCCAGCAGACUUCCUCACCAAGAGGCUUGCGGAUGAGCCUCAUUGGCGUUGUGUGCGCAUGAGUGUAAUGAGCAUGAACUAG
Messenger RNA from Closterium sp. NIES-65, 3225 nucleotides. The record is from the annotation of a GenBank genome assembly. NCBI's taxonomy places the organism in Eukaryota, Viridiplantae, Streptophyta, Zygnematophyceae, Desmidiales, Closteriaceae.